AUGGAGCCUACAAGGACAGGACAGGAAGUCCAGACAGAGAAUGUGACAGUGGCUGAAGGUGGGGUGGCUGAAAUCACCUGCCGCCUACACCAAUACGAUGGCUCCAUCGUUGUCAUUCAGAACCCAGCCCGGCAGACCCUCUUCUUCAAUGGUACCCGGGCUCUGAAGGACGAACGUUUCCAGCUUGAGGAGUUCUCUCCGCGCAGGGUGCGGAUCCGCCUCUCCGAUGCCCGCCUGGAGGACGAGGGAGGCUACUUCUGCCAGCUCUACACGGAAGACACCCACCACCAGAUAGCCACGCUCACUGUUCUGGUGGCCCCAGAGAAUCCCGUGGUGGAGGUUCGGGAACAGGCGGUGGAAGGUGGCGAGGUGGAGCUCAGUUGCCUCGUUCCGCGGUCCCGCCCGGCCGCUGUCCUACGCUGGUACCGGGACCGCAAGGAGCUGAAAGGAGUGAGCAGCCAACAGGAAAAUGGCAAAGUCUGGAGAGUGAUGAGCACAGUACGGUUUCGAGUGGACCGCAAGGACGACGGUGGUAUCAUCAUAUGUGAGGCCCAGAAUCAGGCACUACCUUCUGGACACAGCAAACAGACGCAGUACGAGUUGGACGUACAGUACUCUCCCACCGCCCGGAUCCAUGCCUCCCAGGCUGUGGUGAGGGAGGGCGAUACGCUGGUGCUGACGUGUGCUGUGGCGGGGAACCCCAGGCCAAACCAGAUCCGCUGGAACCGCGGGAAUGAUUCUCUGCCAGAACGUGCGGAGGCUAUGGGGGAAACGCUCACUCUGCCUGGGCUGGUAUCAGCAGAUAAUGGCACCUACACAUGCGAAGCGUCGAACAAGCAUGGCCACGCGAGGGCGCUCUACGUGCUCGUGGUCUACGACCCUGGUGCGGUGGUAGAGGCUCAGACGUCGGUGCCCUAUGCCAUUGUGGGCGGCAUCCUGGCACUUCUGGUGUUUCUGAUCAUUUGUGUACUGGUGGGCAUGGUCUGGUGCUCAGUACGGCAGAAGGGCUCCUAUCUGACCCACGAAGCUAGUGGCUUGGAUGAACAGGGUGAAGCAAGAGAAGCCUUCCUCAAUGGCAGCGACGGACACAAGAGGAAAGAAGAAUUCUUCAUCUGACCCCACCUACACGCCAGGCUCGGGGCCCCCGCACUGCCAGCUGCAACGAACCAGCAAAGACAUUUGCCAGAGUCUGGGAUGGUGGGCUUCUCCCUCCACCACUAACACCUCAGACACUUGGGCAGGAUUGGGGGUGUUGGAUGCCUGGGUCUUUUCCAGGACCAAAAGUGAGGGCCCAAGAGGUCUGGGUCUCCUAGGGGGUAGGGGACCAAAGGUCCAGACCCCUCGCCACCAAGUCCAGGGAGGGCAGUAGGGAUUGGGUUGGGGGACGAGAACCAGGGAAAGACCACAGUUUCCACCCCCUCCCGCCUCCCGGAGGCUGCAGAACCAGGUCUUGUGGGGAGGGGUCAGAUUCUGGGAAGGGUGGGGUGGGCAGGGAAGGGGAACAAAGAUUUAUUUGGGGGUCUUGGACCCCAUGCCAGCCAUUGUGAGAGCUUCACAGAGCUCUGGGCACCUCUUUGCAAAGCCAUGUUUGCACGGUGGGGGGAGGGGCGGGGGGAGGGCGUGGAACAGGGAUUCUGUGUCUUUGUGUCAUAACUUCGAUGGGGGGCGGUGAGGGAGACAGGCCCAACCCUUUUCUCCAAUCCCUCUGCCCCAGGUCCCUGGGCUUCCCUGCCAUCCACCUCCUCCACCCCCCCCAUCUGUCCUACCCAUAUUUGUCUCUCUGUCUACCCACUCCUAAGGGGGCCUUCCCCAUCUCUCCUCCAGGCCUCCCAGGGAGGGGGAAAGGAGUUUGGGGGGGAGGCGCAUUGGUCUCUGGUUUUAUAUAUAAUAUAUUAAAAAAAAAAAUCAAAAAUCUGUAUGAAAAUAUCAGAUUGAGGCCCCCCCCUCCCCAUUCCUGGCUUUUGCCCUCUUUUUCUUGUUAAAAAAAAAAACACAACAAAAACACGUUUUAUACGGGAGGGGAACGGGGAGGGGGUUUGGCAAUUCCACUAACCACCAUUAAACCGAGGAGAGAAC
Messenger RNA from Chrysochloris asiatica (Cape golden mole), 2076 nucleotides. RefSeq names its product cell adhesion molecule 4 (gene CADM4). The transcript is spliced from 9 exons. Gene Ontology annotation, molecular function: vascular endothelial growth factor receptor 2 binding. Gene Ontology annotation, biological process: regulation of wound healing; regulation of Rac protein signal transduction; negative regulation of peptidyl-tyrosine phosphorylation. The record is from RefSeq and is a predicted model, not a curated record. Lineage: Eukaryota; Metazoa; Chordata; Mammalia; Afrosoricida; Chrysochloridae. Bases 1 to 1116 code for a protein of 371 amino acids. Gene Ontology annotation, cellular component: cell-cell contact zone.